CUAAAAUAGAAAAUAUCUCGUAUGCUAUUUAAUCAUCUCCAUAAUCUUAGGGAGACUAAGAUAUUGGUGAGACGUGUUGAUGUUCCCUAAUGUGAGAGUACGAAACUCUUCCAUAGGAAAGAACCGAAGCAAGGCCAGAAGUACCUGAUGCAGAGGCAAAGCGGAACUUUCGGCUCCCAUAUAGUUGGCAUAUAACCUCGCAAUCAUGAGGCCGAGGUUAUGUCUAGCAUUGAAAGCUUUGACCGCACCUUAACUUACAGGACAUCAACACAGUUGUUCUCCAACAAUGUCAUCUCCAGCUACAGCGGACCCGCACCGACCGUCUCUAACAGCAUCGCCGCGAACUGAUCUUCUCCCUUCCCUAUUUAACCAUAGUGAUGAAACAAUAGAGGACGAUCUUCAGCAUAGUAAAGACUCCGGAGACACACGAAGUCGAGAACCGCCGUUCGACUACAUCGAGCCAAAAAAUGGUUCUCUACUACCGCCUCCGGGCUUUACACCGUUUUUUACUAUGAUUAUGGAUGUGGAGAGUGGAGAAACAUACCAUCCUAGCACAUAUUACAUAUUUGCAGAUGAUGAACCGGACAUGCUAAGUUCUGCAGCUUUGCAAGCUUUAGAUUCGUACUUACCUCAUGUUCGGGAAGAGUUGGAUGUUGGGGCACAAAAAUUAAAAUCAAUAACUGAGGAGGAGAGGAUCAUUCUUGUAUCACUUAAUCCAGAAGGCAAUAACGUUAUGAAUGCAACGAGCCUUGCUCCGGACUGGACGAUUACAAAUGCUGAGAUCAGACCUGCACCUACAUUUGAUGGCAAUGAGGAGCAAAGCGGCGAUGGUUUGAUGCUCAUGAUCGAGGGUUUGGGGUCUUCUGCAACCUCAAGCGCUCAGGCCGUUACCGACCGGAGGGAGAGACGCAUUAAGGCGAAAGAUUUGUUUGAGGAGAUGAGACGGAAAGGGGGAGGCAGUAUAAUUAGCAUUAUGGAAGAUCUAGCACAAGGAAUGAUUUAUAAUAUGCGCACACUAGAUAAAGUAACGAGUUGGGGUUGAUUUAUACUGAUACUUUACUUUUAGCUAAAUUAGUAUAGAGUAAGGCAAGUAUAGGAUAAUUAUA
Verruconis gallopava is the source of this 1106-nucleotide messenger RNA. RefSeq lists its product as uncharacterized. NCBI's taxonomy places the organism in Eukaryota, Fungi, Ascomycota, Dothideomycetes, Venturiales, Sympoventuriaceae. The transcript is spliced from 2 exons. The record is from RefSeq and is a predicted model, not a curated record. The coding region runs from base 287 to 1042 and encodes 251 amino acids.